CAUGGCAUGUCCCAUACGUGCCUCGGGUGUCCCUGGCGUGUCACGUGUCCCCGUAGGUUCCGACAAGGAUAUGGCGAUCUCUAGCUGUCGGUGCUUCAUAGUUGUGCACCAUGUUUGUAUUUCGGUUCCUUGCAAGCCUAAUGCUAGUUUUCUUGUUUGAGGAAUUCAACAUGCUUGCGUUAUCUACAGAUAUCACAUUACUUUUGACUAAUCGGAUGUCCGACUAGCUUACAACACCUCUGGCUAACCCUGGGAUCCUAUAGUUCACAACUGAGCAAACGGCCCCAUGAAUUUUUGCUAGCAAUGAAAAUAGAACCUGUGAGCUUGGGAGUACGCCCCUUACUGUACCACUCAACUUCAGCACGCAAUCCCCGCAGGCAAGCAAUGGCUAUUGCUGUGAAACCUGAAAAGGAAGUCACAACGAAAAGCAGAUUUCCUACUACUCAAAGGCGAGUGGUUGUGACAGGGAUGGGUGUGGAGACUUCUCUUGGUCGUGACCCAGAUAUAUUUUACAAUAAUCUGCUUGAAGGUGUUAGCGGCAUCAGUGAAAUUGAGGGCUUUGACUGUGCCCAGUUUCCAACUAGAAUUGCAGGAGAGAUCAAGAAUUUCUCAACGGAUGGUUGGGUUGACCCUAAACAGGUCAAAAGGCUGGAUAAAUUCAUGCUUUUUGUGCUCACCGCUGGUAAGAAAGCAUUGGCAAAUGGUGGCAUUACAGAAGAGGUAAUGAAGGAGUUAGAUAAAGCUCGAUGUGGGGUUUUGAUUGGCUCGGGCAUGGGUGGCAUGCAGGUUUUCAAUGAUGCUAUUAAAGCUCUAAGCGUCUCAUACAAAAAGAUGAGUCCUUUCUGUGUACCUUUCGUGUCUACAAACAUGGGGUCUGCCCUCCUUGGAGUGGAUUUGGGUUGGAUGGGCCCCAACUAUUCGAUCUCUACUGCUUGUGCGACAAGUAACCACUGCAUAUUAAGUGCCGCAAACCAUAUCAUCAGAGGUGAAGCUGACAUGAUGCUCAGUGGUGGCUCAGAUGCUUGUAUCAUACCUAUUGGAAUUGGAGGUUUUGUGGCAUGUCGAGCACUUUCUCAGAGAAAUAGUGAUCCUACAAAAGCUUCCCGUCCAUGGGACAAAGGCCGUGAUGGGUUUGUGAUGGGAGAAGGAGCUGGAGCUCUGCUUCUGGAAGAACUAGAGCAUGCUAAGAAAAGAGGUGCAAAGAUCUAUGCAGAAGUUCUGGGUGGAAGCUUCACUUGUGAUGCUUACCACAUGACAGAGCCCCAUCCUGAAGGGGCCGGUGUUAUACUAUGUAUAGAGAGGGCCUUAUCCCAGUCUGGGGUAUCCAGAGAAGAGGUGAACUACAUAAAUGCACAUGGUACAUCGACGCCGGCUGGAGACCUAAAGGAGUACCAAGCCCUUGUUCGUUGUUUUGGCCAGAACCCUGAGUUAAAAGUGAACUCUACCAAAUCUAUGAUAGGUCACCUACUAGGCGCAGCUGGAGCCGUUGAAGCUGUUGCUACUGUGCAGGCAAUACAGACAGGGUGGGUUCAUCCAAAUAUUAAUCUUGAGAAUCCGGAUGAAGGCGUGGACACUAACAUGCUGGUUGGUCCAAGGAAGGAGAGACUGGAUAUUAAGGUGGCGAUGUCUAAUUCCUUUGGUUUUGGCGGCCACAACUCUGCGAUCUUAUUUUCUCCUUACAACUAAACUGUCAAGCUUCUCCAACCUGGCUUGAAAUGAUUCCAAAGGCAUAUUGAGUAUGUAAAUGCAUAUUUUGAGUUACCCACGGGAGUUGCAAUAUGAGAAAACUAGCACCUAUGUCAUCAUUGUAACAAGAGUUCAUCUUUUCUCCUCUUUUGUGGCUUGAUGAUGUUAUAAAGCUACUUCGUGGUAUUGAAUUACAAUAAUCAGAGGAGGAAACUAAUAAUCAUUUGUAUUCAGUUUAGCACGUAUGAAAGUAGUGAAGAAAUUUUGUGUUA
This is a messenger RNA of Rhododendron vialii, 1958 nucleotides long. Its product is annotated as 3-oxoacyl-[acyl-carrier-protein] synthase II, chloroplastic-like. Bases 304 to 1686 code for a protein of 460 amino acids. Gene Ontology annotation, molecular function: 3-oxoacyl-[acyl-carrier-protein] synthase activity. Gene Ontology annotation, cellular component: chloroplast stroma. The record is from RefSeq and is a predicted model, not a curated record. NCBI's taxonomy places the organism in Eukaryota, Viridiplantae, Streptophyta, Magnoliopsida, Ericales, Ericaceae. The transcript is spliced from 13 exons. Gene Ontology annotation, biological process: fatty acid biosynthetic process.